UCUCCAUUCAGCACACAGUAAAAAAAAAUAUCUUCUCUCCGAUGGAUCGGUUUUCUCUCCUCUCCCUACUGAUACUCGCCUUAACGGCGGCGUGCGUCGUGCGCGCCGAUGAGGAUCCGUUGAUCCGGCAGGUCGUGUCGGACGGCGAGGACGAUGCUCUGCUCAACGCCGACCAUCACUUCACGCUGUUCAAGUCCAAGUACGGGAAGAGCUACGCGACGCAGGAGGAGCACGACUACAGGCUCUCCGUCUUCAAGGCUAACUUGCGCCGUGCUAAGCGCCACCAGCUGCUGGACCCCUCCGCCGUCCACGGCGUCACGAAGUUCUCCGAUCUCACUCCUAAGGAGUUUCGGCGGACCUUCCUCGGAAUCAGGAAAAGCAGCUCCGGCAAGCGGAAGCUCAAGCUCCCAGCCGAUGCUCAUGCGGCUGAGAUCCUCCCGACCAGCGAUCUCCCCUCCGACUUCGACUGGCGUGACUAUGGUGCCGUAACCGGCGUAAAGGAUCAGGGUUCAUGUGGAUCGUGCUGGUCGUUUAGUACCACGGGAGCGUUGGAAGGAGCAAAUUUUCUGGCGACCGGUGAGCUAGUGAGCCUCAGUGAGCAGCAGCUUGUGGACUGCGACCAUUUGUGUGAUCCUGAGGAAGCUGGUGCAUGUGAUUCAGGGUGUAAUGGUGGAUUGAUGACCACUGCGUAUGAGUAUGUACUCCAGUCAGGUGGUCUUGAGAAGGAAAAGGAUUAUCCCUACACUGGGAAGGAUGGCACUUGCAAGUUUGAUAAAAGCAAAAUCGCUGCUGCUGUUGCUAACUUCAGCGUAGUCUCCCUUGAUGAAGAUCAAAUUGCUGCGAAUCUGGUUAAACACGGUCCACUUUCAGUGGGAAUCAAUGCUGUUUUCAUGCAGACAUACAUCGGAGGAGUUUCCUGCCCAUACAUUUGUUCAAAGAGAAAUUUGGACCACGGGGUGCUCUUAGUGGGGUAUGGUGCCGCAGGCUACGCCCCUAUUAGGUUCAAGGACAAGCCAUACUGGAUCGUCAAGAAUUCUUGGGGAGAAAACUGGGGAGAGGAAGGAUAUUACAAGAUCUGCAGGGGCAAUAAUAUCUGUGGGAUAGAUUCCAUGGUUUCAACCGUGACUGCUGCUAGCACUAUUAAGCAGUAAAUCUCUAGGUGUAUCGUGUAAUAAGUUAUGGUUGCAUCUUAGAUGCUUUACUCAGUUUUUGUAAAUAUUCAAAGACAAAAAAUCUGCAUGUACUGUGUAUGAUUGAAUAUCUGUUUCUUGGCUCUCUAGACGCCACAGAACUGUGCCUAAGCGCUGUCUGCCACGUAGUAGGUUUUCUUUGGAAUGUAAUCCUCAUAAGUUAAUAUUAUCUCUAGUCUUGUGUAGUUGUGUUAUAUCUAUUAUUAAUGAUCUAUAAUUAUUGAAA
Ipomoea nil (Japanese morning glory) is the source of this 1416-nucleotide messenger RNA. RefSeq names its product cysteine proteinase 15A-like. The record is from RefSeq and is a predicted model, not a curated record. The transcript is spliced from 4 exons. Lineage: Eukaryota; Viridiplantae; Streptophyta; Magnoliopsida; Solanales; Convolvulaceae. Gene Ontology annotation, molecular function: cysteine-type endopeptidase activity. Gene Ontology annotation, cellular component: lysosome. Bases 42 to 1151 code for a protein of 369 amino acids.